GUCUACUCGCAGGAGUAGAAGUGGGUGUAACUCGCGAGAUGAUGUGCUUUUGCCCCCUCCCAUGGCUUCAAAAAAAAAAAAAAAAAAUCAAGAAAGCUCCACAGAAGAAGAAAAGAAGCGAGGCGAGUGUUUCUCCAUUCAUUUGCGGCUUUAAUGUCUACCAUUGAGCUCCUUGACAUACCUUUACUGUUACGCGGCGUCACGGAGCAUCCUGUCCGCAAGAUCCGGUGCUUUUUUGUUUCGGGGGGAAAAUCCCACAACAGAGGAUGUAAUGAAGUGCAACUAUUUCAGUUGUUAUGAUAUGCUGACUUUUUGGAUGGUUGAUCUUUCAUGGUGCAACUUCUAAACAGACAAAAAGAGAUCGUCUUUUAUAUAGGAGAUGACGGGGACUCACUUUCCACCCCGCCAAGCCAAAACUCCUCUCAAUGCGAGGGGAUCCCGAAGUUCAUAAAGGGGAUUAUUUUGCAUCUGGGCGUCUGAGACCUUCGGUGCCUCCGGAUUUUACUUUGGGAUUUGGGAUUUAAUCGCUUCUCGCCCGGAUGGAAAGCCGUGAUUUCGCUCCUCCGCACCACCUACUGACGGAGCGGAGCGCGCUGGUUCACGGCGCCGCUUCUCGGAUGGCGUCAGGCGGCCACGGCUCCGUGCAGCACCCGGCUCACUUUCAGCCGGGGAAGUACUUCUCGUCCCAUCUCUCCAUGACUCCGCACUCAGGUGCUUCCUUUAUGGGAUCCUUCCUGUCCAGCGGUUUGGGGUCACCACCCUCCCACCCGUCUCACCCCUCGGGACCCGUUUCCUCCCCAUCCUCUCCCUCGUACAGGACCGGACCCCAUUCCAACGCUUCCCCUAUCUGGUUCCCCCAUUCACAUGAAGGUUACCCCAGCUAUUCGGGAAGCCUCGCCUCCCCUUUUCUUCCCAUGAGUCCCCUGGAUCACCAUAGCAACGGUCUAUAUGGACAGCACCGCUUCUAUGAAACUCAAAAAGAUCACUUCUACCUGAGAGGCCUUCCCACCCAGCCAACUCUGCUCUCCACCAAUCACAGCCUCCCCCCACUUGCCAGGACCGCCCCCGGCCACGCCCUCGGCUCCUGCAGCCGAGACACGGACAACACGGGAGGAGGUGCUAAGAGCAGCAGGGACGUAAUCGAGAAAGGGCUUUCGUCCCUGAAGGAGAAAGAAAGAUCAAGCAGCAAGGAGCGCCACCAGGAGAGCAAAGACAAACACCAGCUUCAUUAUCAUCAUCAGGCCAGCCCUGCUGCCACGCCAUCCAGCUUCCAUCAUAAAGCGUUCCCACACCCCCCCCAUGCACUCCUGCCUCACCUCGCACCCCAAAGUAAAGACGAGGAUCCCAGACACCUUCUGGAAAGACACAAGGACGGUGAAAGCCAAGGAAUGAAACAUAUGAGUGCCUGUAAGCUCUCCUCCAGUAGUUCUGGUCCAGAGACCGGCUCCAGUGGGAAAGGGGGCACGUUAAGCAGCUGUAGUGGGAGUGGAGCAGGUAGAGCUCUUUCAGGAAGAGAAAGCAGGCGCUGCUACAAAGAACCCACAAACGGAGACAUGAGGAUCAGUGACUCAAGCGCUUCCUCGGAAUGUAUAAGAAGAGGUGCCAUGAUGGCACCUCCUCACUCUGUGGCCUCCUACUCCAUGCCUCCGCCGCCACCUCCUCCGCCGCCUCCUCACACCUUGCACAUGGGCUCCGCGGUGGUAGGGAGCUGGCUUCAUCCGCAUCACCAUCCAGAGUUUUACUGCCCCCCGGCCCCGAUUAGUAUCGUGCCCUCCAAAGAUCCAGUUUCUGGAGGGUCCAGCAGGGAGGCAAAAGUCACAGGCCCAACUUUUGUACCCUCAGUGGGCCCUUUGGGAGAUCUGGCAACCCCCGAAUGUCGUGGAGCAGGAAGUGGUGAGAAAAAGGAAGACAAGAACGGGGAUGGAUCUUGUGAGAAUCCCUCUCAUCACCUCAGUCGCCUUAGUAGUUGCCAGAAGAAGGACAAAUCCCUAACACAUUUGCAGCAGCUGGGAUACGGCAAGGCCGACAAACCUCCCGAUUGGAGCCAACAAACACAGCACUUCCCAAAAGCCAAUCCCAACUUGAGCUCCCAGCCGGAGCUGCGGUCGUGCAGCCUGGAAACAUCGUCAUCCCUCAGAGACGUGGAGGCCGAGGAGGAUUUUUACAGUUCCUCUCUUCCGCCGGACGCCCAGGGGACGCACCUUGGGGCAGGGCAGUCCACAACCAAGAACGGCUCCCCACCUUUCAGGGACUGCUCUCAAUCGGGUUCUCAUUCUGAUGGAAAAGCGGCGUCGGCAAUUCAGAGGGAGGGACAAAAGGUUGCUAGGAUACGACACCAGCAACACAUCAGCCACGGUGCAGAUGUUAAGGGCAGGGAUGGAGGCCAGGCGUUAGCAUUUUGGGGUGCGCGAGGAGGUCCCCUGGAGGAUCAGAGAAAAGACUCCCAUCAUGCAUCAGGGAGCAAUAGCGAAAUCAGAGGCCUCAGCGGCGUCGCUCCCGACAACCAAUCUACGGGUUUAUCCCAUCCGACACCGCACACCGCAGAAGGCGAGGGCAGUGCCAUGAAGAACCUCAUGAACUACAGCUCCCAGCAGCCUUUACUGCUGCCCCAGCGGAGCCCCUUCGGAGGCCUGGGCUGCCUGAAGCAGGCCGAUGAGCGAUCAGAGAAAGUGGAAAGAGGGGGGGGCAAAAACAACAGCACCCUACAAGACCUACCUAAACAAUCCCUCCCUCCUCGCCGAGGCUCCUCCAACGAGGGGGAGAAGAGCGAUAGAGGAGGGAGGGAAGCCGGGGAGCUCGGAGAGGGGGAGGUACGACAGCCUCCGGUGGGUAUUGCCGUUGCGGUCGCCAGGCCCCCCCAUCGCUCUUCAGACAACACCCCCGGACACAGCAGACAGGGCAGAGUCCUGCCCUGCAUGAAAGGGGUGUCACGUCCUAUGUAUCCACUCGGCCGCGAGGCAGAGGACAGGAAGAGGAUGACGGAGGAUCAGAUCGGCCUUCAUCACCUGGACAGGGAGCGGGAGCGGGAGCUUAUCAUUAGGGACAGCAAGGAUCACGUGGAGUUUGCCAGGAUUCACCCGUCGAGUGGUUGCCAUGGCGACCUGACAUCUCACCUCUUGGUGCCUGGAGGCGCGAGCCAGCUGGGGGCCGACGCUGCUGCACACGCUCACCACCACUGGAUGCAGAGGACAGGAAGUCCCUCUCUCUGGAUGGGGCAUUCGUAUGGUCUAAACCACGUGGGUAUGGGUGCCAGCUUCCCUACAGGUUUACCCAGCCCUUUGCCGCCUGUGCUUGGUUCACUGAGCCAAGACCCCAACUCCCCGCUGAUGGUUCUUCCCACGGAGCCUGGGUCUCAUCAUCACCUUGACAUUUUAGAGCAAUCCAGUCUGUGGCCCCCCGUGUACGGAAGCCGGCGGGCCCCCCCUCACCUGCAGCAUCACCCUGUCUACUCGCGCUCCUCUUUCUUACGGCAACAGGAACUUUACGCCCUGCAACAGCACCGGGCCAUGGAGCACUUGCAGCGCCAUUCCCUGGGACAGCGGAAACACGAAGACCACGCCACGACGGUUGAAGGCACCCCAUCCGCCUUGAGAACCCCCUCGUCAUCCUCUUCUUCCACCGCAUCCUCUCACGUGGCCAAACCCUUCUCGCACACCCCUCCCCCACCAAAGACAUCCACCCCUUCGCCGGGACUGUGCCCCAGCAGUCGCCAGUCACCCUGCUACCAUUCCCCGUCCAGGCGACCGCACCCGCCAAAUCUGCUGACUCCCGCCCCGAGUCCGGCGGCGGCGGCCCCACGAUCGCCGGCGCUCAGCCCCGUGCCGUCACUUCUGCCCAAAGGUCUGGAGAGAAGCAGCGACAGGGGGGAAGGGCAACCACCGCAGGACUACCCACAAUCCUUAGAGCCCGACUUGCCACCGGUGUACGCCUUCCCUCAACUCGCCAUGGCGUUCAAGGCCGGGCCCUUGCCGCCUCAAGCUCGCUUGGCUGAACAAGCAUCACAGAAAGCGGAGCGAGCGGAGGAGCCCGAGUCCAAAUCUCUGCAGCCUCGCCCCCACGUCCCACCUCUCACUAAAGACGAGACCAGGAGGGGAGAAGUGGAGAGAGACUGUGAAGUGGUGGAAUCCCGAGAAGAAAAGGAGGAGGAACGUCGGGGGGAAAUGAACGGAUGCUUUGUUUUAGAGCCUGAGAGGACUAAUUCUGGAAUUCUGCCGUGCCCUUCCCCAUCUUCUGUCCUGAUUCCAACCAACAUUGCCACGGGCGCAGGCAAAGCCCUAAAGCGGCCUGAGCUAUCCAAAGAACACGAGGAUGAGGAGCAAUGUGGAAAAGAGGAAGAUGGAGUAGAAAAAACAGCGUGUGGACCAACAGAAUCCACCAAAUUAGUAGAACAUGCAGACGAGAAGGAGGACGACGACAAACAUGAAGAAUUGGUUGUAGAUGACGAAGAUGAAGAAGCCAUUGAGAGGACUCUGCAUGAAGCUGAUCCCACAUGCUCUCCAUCUCCAUCUCCAUCUCCAUGCACCACGGACCUCCAAGGCGCCUACAUGUGGAGCCUGGAGCUUCUCAUCGCCGCCGCUCUGUGCGCCACCCGAGAUGCCUCGCACCCACCUGCGCCCGCAACCCGGGCACCCAGCCCUGCGGUACACCACGGCAUGGAGAUCCUGGGAGAACUGGCCGAGCUGGAGAUUCAGCAGAGGAGUCUGGAGAGCAAAGCGAUGGAAGAUGAAGGUGAGCGCAUGCUGACCUUUGACCUGCACAGUCUGGCAACGCUGGCGGCCGCCCGGGCCUUGGAGAUGGGGGGAGUCGCCGCUCAACAAUGCCCGAUUAGAAAAAGGCUAAACCUGCGCAGGAAGUGCAGCUGGACGCCUCGCCACGAGCCGGUGUGCCAAGCGAAGGGCUCCAUGGAGACGAUGGGAGGGGAGGAGCUAGCCAUGCGUGUCCAGCUGGCUGAGCUACAGCGCCGCUACAAAGAGAAACAGAGAGAACUGGCCAAGCUACAGAGGAAACACGACCACCAGAGAGAGGAGACGUCUCGAAGCCCUGCCCGCAGGGGGCCGGGGCGCCCUCGCAAGCGAAAGUCCACCCCCGGCGCGGCAGCUCCAGACUCCUUCAAAAGACUCAGGACCGGCCUUAAUUUACAGGAGGAGGAAAAAAGCAGGAAGAAGCCUGAUUUCAGCAGCCUCGGUGCUGCACAGUUAAAAGCCAGCUGUAAGCACAGAGGUCGCCCCAGCACCCUGAACUCCCGGCUGGCAAGGCGGGUGACCCAUUUGAAGCAGAAGGCUCCAUCUGCGGGCGUGCUGCACUGUAGGGGGGCCACGGUAGCAGACGAGGCCCCCAAGAGUCACUUUGGACACGAAGGCAAAGAUUCGCAACAGGAAUGGGAAACCAGUCAGACCAUGAAGAAAAAGAGGGGUCGCAAGCCGAAGGUGCUGAUGAUGGGCUCCGAUGCAAACCGAGCUCCUCACAGUCGGGCCUCUGAGAAACAGGAAGUCAGGGCGGAGAAGAGUGACAGCGAGACCCCGGGACACGGUGCCACCGAGUUUGAGGAGGACUGCAGCUGCAACAGCGACGAGGGCGCCGGUGACAUCAGGAUUAGAUCACCCUCCAAAGAAGCUCCAUCAAACAUUACUGGCUCCUUCUCGUCUGGGCUGCACACAAACCAUAAAAAAAGGACCAAAAAAUUAGGACCUCCAGGCCCGGAGAGUGUUCCAAACACGCACAGGAAGCAGUGCACGGCCAACAGCGAACAUCCAGGUCACCAUGGGGCUCGAAGGGCGUCCCUUCCCGGCUGGGCGGCCUCCUCCUCAGUGGGCUCCAGCUUUGGGGAUGGCCGGGAGAACAGCGGGACUCUGACGGCGGAGAACAGGAGUUGCAAGGAAGCAGCAAGGAGGGACUCAGCAGUGCACAGACAUCUGGGAAAGGCCAAAGGUCUGGCAGUGAGUCGCCUCCUGCAGAGCUUCACAGCAGACGACGGCUUUCGCUUGGAUGAAGAGAGCAGCUUCUCUGAGGGAGAGGAGGAUGAGGAAGAAGAAGAAGAAGAAGAAGAGGAGGAGGGAGACGAGAGCAACAAGUCUACGGUCCACCUUCCUCCCAACAUGCCUUGCAAAAUACCCGCCUUGCCCAACUGCGUGCUCAGCAAAGAGAUGCUCGUGGACGGCCUGAAGAUUCUGAUCUCGAAAGAGGAUGAACUGCUGUAUGCCGCCUGCGUCCAAACGUUGGACCUGCCUGACAUAUUUAGUGUUGUCAUUGAAGGAGAGCGUGGGAACCGCCCUAGGAUCUAUUCACUGGAGCAAAUCCUGCAGGAAGCUGUUCUAGACGUGCGGCCCCAGACUGAGGCCAUCCUGACGGCGGGGACGCGGGUUUGUGCUUACUGGAGCGAGCGUUCACGGUGUCUUUAUCCCGGUUAUGUCCACAGAGGAGGUCCAAGCGAGGAGAAGGAGGGAAGCGUGAUGGUGGAGUUUGAUGAUGGAGACCGAGGAAGAAUCACACUGGCAAACAUCAGACUUUUGCCGCCAGGAUAUGAAAUCUGCUGUGCGGAACCAUCACCGGCGCUUCUGAUCUCGCCGGGCCGCCGAUGCAGACGCGGCUCUACACAGGAGAAGAAAGACACGCCCACAGAGAAAUCAGCCAAUGAGGAACAGGCGGGGAAACCUCAAGAGAAGAGACCAGUUGGCAGGCCCAAGAAAAUCCACUCAGUGCCUAAGACUGCCAGCACAGCAGCGACAUCAGAGUCGGACUCUCGAAUUAAAGGCAACACUUCCUUGGUGAGCUGGUCUGCACCCAGGAAGAGACCCCCGGUUGACUUCUUCCUCUUCAACGGGACUUCUCGGAAAACCCAGAAGAGAUCCCGAGAACGAGACAUGGGGUUAUUUCAUCGCCCCGCCUCCCACUCCCACUCGCACGCGCCAACCACCCCCAUCAACGGCAUCUUUGGCUCCCCUUUUGCAGUUGACUCUUUCAGCAGCAUCGCCAACAGCUACUCUGCCUUCGGAGGCGGAGGGAGCGCCAUGCCGAGGUGCCUGGUGAACGCCGCAUCAUCGACCGUGGCACCUCGGGAUUCCUCUUCCUGUGCCUCGGGUGUCACCCUGGCAACGGGGAGCAAGAAGCAAGUCAGCGAACGAGACAGGAAGCAGUUCCUAGUGAAGCUGGAUCACGAAGGUGUGAUGUCACCCAAAACGAAGAAUGGCAAGGCGCUGCUUCGACUCGGGAAUGGAGGAAGAGGAGGUCGAAGUUUUCCAUCAGGAGGCGCUCCGCUACGAUACAUUCACCCAUCCUUGUUGGUGAAGGAUGCAAGGAAAGGAGGCAAGGACAGACGCGGCCCCCUUUUGCAGAAAGACCCACCGUCCGGCGGUCAUGGAGGCCAAACUGGAGAUUACAGUCUGGAUUACGCCAGCGACUGCCCGAGUUCUUACUCUGAGCUGGAUGAGGACGACGAGGACGGUGGUCAAGAUGAAGGGGCGCGAAGAAGAAACACGUCCGUCGCAUCUCAUCGACACGGCGGCUUUCUCUCCCGCCUGUCAGUUUGCUUCUCCUCCUCGUCGUCAUCCUCUUCCUCUUCGGGCUCCGUGUCAUCCUCGUCCCUUUACUCCUCGGACAACGACUCCUCGUACUCGUCCGACGAAGAGUCCUCAUCGGUUCUCCUGCGCCGUGCUCUGCUGCAGCAGGACAAACACAAGAACAGACAGAACUUGACCUCCGACCUAUUGACCCCCGAGUCCACAAACACUAACUCCACAACCCCAGCUCACCCUUACGUGGCCAAGACCGGCAUCACCCACUCAAAAGGCAGGAUGGAGAAAUCUGAGGACAGGACAGAGUAUUUGUCCGAAGGAAGCAUGGCGGCCAAGACACAACUGAAGAGGAAGGAAGGAGUUCCUAGUAGCGCCCAGCAUCUUAAACCUGCCUCCAAAGACCCUAAAAGGCACAGGAUGUCGUCACCUGAGCCGCAAACCAACAUGGCUCCGCUGCUGCCUGGGCGCCAGCUGUGGAAAUGGUCUGGUAACCCAACUCAGAGGAGAGGCCUGAAGGGAAAAGCUCGCAAGCUCUUCUACAAAGCCAUCGUGCGCGGCAAGGAGACGGUGCGGGUCGGCGACUGCGCCGUCUUUCUGUCGCCGGGCAGGCCCCAGCUACCUUACGUGGGCAGGGUGGAGAGCCUGUGGGAAUCCUGGAGCUCCAGCAUGGUGGUCAGGGUCAAGUGGUUCUACCACCCGGAGGAGACUCGCCUGGGGAAACGACACUGCGACGGCAAGAACGCGUUGUACCAGUCGAGUCACGAGGACGAGAACGACGUCCAGACCAUCUCUCACUGCUGCCAGGUGGUCAGCAGGGCCGAGUACGAUCACAUGAUCCGAGACCACAAGACCGGCGCCGCGGGGAAUGACCUUUUCUAUCUGGCGGGAACGUACGAGCCCACCACGGGCCAGCUGAUCGGCGCUGACGGCAUGGCUAUUGUGUCCUAGCGCCCACGGCUGCAACGUCCAAACCCAUCAAGCUGAUGGCUGCCAUGAUUGCCAGUCAGGACCAGACGGGAUUGGGG
Messenger RNA from Doryrhamphus excisus (bluestripe pipefish), 8536 nucleotides. The record is from RefSeq and is a predicted model, not a curated record. NCBI's taxonomy places the organism in Eukaryota, Metazoa, Chordata, Actinopteri, Syngnathiformes, Syngnathidae.